CGUUAGUUGCCUUGCGCCGAGAAACAGUGGGCAGGAAACGACAGGCAGAGAAAGACUUGUUCACGCGUUCCGACACCAUGGCACAGUACAAAUAACCGAAAAUGUGCUCCACGUUAUAUUACUAAUGUUCGGGAACGGCCACAGUCUUCGGCUUCUUACCAAGACUUUUGGAGACGUUCCUCGAAAGCUUUUCCGCCGAAUGAUUUGACAACUGCCACCCGUGAAAGGUGUCUGCGGUCUAAAAACAUCGGGGCGGACCGCGGGUGGGAAGAGGAUUCGUAGAGAAGGUGCUGUCUGCUUUCUGGAGCCAUGAGGGAGUAUAAAGUGGUCGUGUUGGGAUCGGGUGGCGUGGGUAAAUCAGCAUUGACGGUUCAGUUUGUAACGGGAUCCUUCAUUGAGAAAUACGACCCCACAAUAGAGGAUUUCUACCGAAAGGAGAUCGAGGUGGACUCGUCGCCCUCUGUUCUGGAGAUACUGGACACGGCCGGGACCGAACAGUUCGCAUCCAUGCGAGACCUGUACAUCAAAAACGGGCAGGGAUUUAUUUUGGUCUACAGUCUGGUCAACCAGCAGAGCUUCCAAGAUAUCAAGGCAUUGAGGGAUCAAAUCAUCCGAGUGAAAAGAUACGAACGAGUGCCAAUGGUAUUGGUUGGAAACAAGGUGGACUUGGAAGGCGAGAGGGAGGUCUCUUCCGGGGAAGGCAAGGCGCUGGCUCAGGAGUGGAAUUGCCCGUUUAUGGAAACUUCUGCAAAAAAUAAAGGCUUGGUCGACGAACUGUUCGCAGAAAUCGUGAGACAGAUGAACUAUUCUUCUUUACCCAGCGGUGGAGAUCGCUGUUGUUCUUGUGUGCUUCUCUAAGAAAACAUGUUUCGUGCAGCUGUCAUUCAGGCCUGGAGAGAUGGAUUGGAGGACUCCUCCCUCUGCUGAACAGGGAGGGUCUGCUUUCUGUGGAUUCUGCUGGGCUCAAGGAACAUUUGCCCCCCCCCCCCCCCCCCCCCCCACAAUUUUUUGGGGGAAACUCCCUGCAGAAGCAAUUUUUUUCUUUUUUUUUGGUACAGUGUCAAAUAAAUAUGCCCAUAUGCCAGUCAGUAAACCUGCACUGUUCACUGGAAUUAGCCUAAACCUGAGCAUCCUGUUCAAAUAAGACUAAACAUAACAAAUAGCUUGAACAUCAAGCUGUGGUACAUUACCUGUUGAUAAAAGCCUACUCAAGACAUGGGGCGUAUUCAUUACGCAGAUUCUGUUGCAAAACGUUUCUUAAACGGAAGAAAACGGGGCGUGACCUACCUGAAUCUGUCCAAUAGAAACUUGUUUUUCUCUAUUUGCUUACGUUUGGUUGUUAAACGGUUUCCAUAAUGAAUACGCCCCUGGAUUGUGGUGGUUUGAAUUGUGUUUUUUCUUUGGGACUGGUGAUGCCGUUGGAUUGAAUACAAAGCUUGCACUUCCCUUGCCAGUGUCACUCUUUGAUUUGCACAAACAAGGACCUUACAGAUGUCACUGACAUGGAGAAUACGGAUGACUGGACCCCAUGUCAAGUGCCUUCCUAAGAAUUACACUUGUCUCCAUGUGCCAACCAAGGAGCCCUCUAAUCACAAGCGUACUUUACAGUUUUCAGUUGGGCUCAUAGUGUUACUUUUUGUAUUUUUCAGAGAGGAAGUUGAGGUGUAGACCUAGACCAACUAGCAGUUAUUUUAUGGCAAGUUUGGCCUAUUUUUAAUUUUAUUUUCUGCCCCCCCCCCCCACACUGGUACUAAUUCACUGAGAAUAUGAGCCCAAGCAGAUUUAUGCUGUGGGGUUCAGAGAAAAGUAAGCCAUAUUUGUGUUUUAAUUUGACAUUUUUAUGAUUACUUUCUGAAAUGUGAAAUCCUGAUUCAAUUGUCAUUUUGACCUCAAGUCUAUUACUACCCUCCUGUCUGGUUUGGAGGACUUUUGAAUACAAAAGGCAUUUUCUGCAA
This is a messenger RNA of Salvelinus fontinalis (brook trout), 1955 nucleotides long. Its product is annotated as ras-related protein Rap-2b-like. The record is from RefSeq and is a predicted model, not a curated record. The transcript is spliced from 2 exons. Lineage: Eukaryota; Metazoa; Chordata; Actinopteri; Salmoniformes; Salmonidae. Gene Ontology annotation, biological process: Rap protein signal transduction; negative regulation of cell migration. The coding region runs from base 310 to 858 and encodes 182 amino acids. Gene Ontology annotation, molecular function: GDP binding; GTP binding; GTPase activity. Gene Ontology annotation, cellular component: plasma membrane.